AUGACUUCCCUCCCCCUCUCCAUAACGGUCCCCGCGGCCGCAGCAGCAGCCGCCUACCUAAACGCCCGCACCCAACUCUACUACGACCUGCACCUCCUGCGUUCCAUCGUCCCCACGCUCGCCCUCAAAACUUGGCAUACAGCCCGCGGACGCCUGAACAUGUUCUACCGCCUCGAAGACCUCGCCCUCUCUCCCCCCUCAGCCAACCGCAUCUUCCUGCGCUUCGAAGACAAGACAUAUACCUACGCGCAGGCAUAUGAUACUGUUUUGCGGUACGCGACGUGGUUGAGGGAGAAUCGGGGGGUCAAGAAGGGCGAGAUGGUGGGGUUGAUGUGGCAGAACACGGAUACGCUGAUUUUUCUUGCAGUGGCGCUUUGGGCAUUGGGCGCGGUGCCUGCGUUGUUGAACUAUAAUUUGACGGGGCAGCCGUUGGUACAUUGUGUGAAAAAGGCGAGUGCGAGGCUUGUGCUGGUAGAUCCUGUUGUUGCGAGCAAUGUGACGGAGGAAGUGAGGGCCGAGUUGAAGGACACAAAGUUUGAGGUUGUGACGGAGGAGUUGGAGAGGCAGAUGCUAUAUUGUGAUGCGGUGCGGCCGCCGGAUGAGGUGCGGUCGGAUGUGACGGGGAAGGAUAUGGCUAUGCUUAUUUAUACGAGUGGUACGACCGGCUUGCCCAAGGCCGCUAUUGUCAGCUGGGACAAGGUCGUUGUUGUGGCGGGGUUUACGUCGCGGUGGAUUGGGACGACGAAGAAUGAUGUUUUCUACACAGCAAUGCCCCUCUACCACACAACAGCUAUGUGCCUUGGCUUCGCGCACACCCUCGCCGCGGGCGGUACCUUCGCCAUCGCGCGCAAAUUCUCGACGCGCACCUUCUGGGACGACGUGCGCAAGCACGGCGCAGACAUCAUCCAAUACGUCGGCGAGACCUGUCGCUACUUACUGUCAGCGCCCCCCAAGAUCGACCCUCAGACCGGUGAGAACCUGGACACCAAGCACAAAGUGCGCAUCGCCUUCGGCAACGGCUUGCGUCCGGACGUCUGGAACCGCUUCAAAGAGCGGUUUGGGAUCGAAACCAUCGCGGAGUUUUAUGGCGCUACAGAGGGGAACUUUGCGACGUGGAAUCUGUCGAGGAAUGAGUUCAGUGUCGGGGCGAUCGGACGGGCCGGGUCGCUUUAUAACAUCAUCAUUGGAAGGACGAUUGCCGUCGUGCAAGUCGAUCCGGACACUGAAGAACCAAUGAGAGACCCCAAAACCGGCUUCUGUCGCCGGGCACUUCUCAACCAGCCCGGCGAACUGCUCUUCAAACUACCCCCUAAAAACGUCGAGGCCCGCUUUCAGGGGUACUUCAAAGACAGCUCCUCGACCUCGAAAAAGAUCAUGCGCAACGUUUUCAAAAAGGGCGAUGCCUGGUUCCGGACAGGGGAUAUGGUCCGUUGGGACGGCGAAAACCGAGUCUUCUUCUCCGACCGGCUGGGCGACACAUUCCGGUGGAAGAGUGAGAACGUGAGCACCGCCGAGGUAGCACAAGUCCUGGGGCAACACCCCGCUGUCUUGGAGGCGAAUGUCUACGGGGUGAAACUUCCCCGUCACGAGGGUCGUGCUGGAUGUGCGGCCAUUGUGUUUAAACCCGAGACGCUUGUCGCCGGCAAAGAGAAACCCACGCCGACGGAGGAGACGCUGAAGAGUUUAGCUAGUUAUGUGAGGGAACGGCUGCCGAAGUAUGCGUUGCCCAUAUUCAUUCGGGUCGUGAAAGGGGAUGCGAUGCAGGCGACGGGAACGAAUAAGCAGGUGAAGACGGUGCUGAGGCAAGAAGGCGUUGAGCCGGGGAAGGUGACCGGGGGUGAUGAAGUGUAUUGGUUGAAGGGGGAGCAGUAUGUGAGGUUUGAGACGGGCGAUUGGAGGGCUCUGGAAGGGGGACGGGCAAGGUUGUGA
Thermochaetoides thermophila DSM 1495 is the source of this 1929-nucleotide messenger RNA. Its product is annotated as putative very-long-chain protein. The record is from RefSeq and is a predicted model, not a curated record. The transcript is spliced from 3 exons. Bases 1 to 1929 code for a protein of 642 amino acids. NCBI's taxonomy places the organism in Eukaryota, Fungi, Ascomycota, Sordariomycetes, Sordariales, Chaetomiaceae. Gene Ontology annotation, molecular function: long-chain fatty acid-CoA ligase activity; long-chain fatty acid transmembrane transporter activity.